AUGCCGUAUGCAAUAGCCUUAGUAGCUAACGUAUUUCAAAAUAUGAUUGACUACACUAAAUCUAGUAAGGAUCACAUUUCUAAUAAGAUGUUCUUAAAAGCUAUGCAUGACUUUGGACUAGAGUAUACUUGUGUUGGGCUUGUACUAUUUACGGGUGGAUAUUUGGGUACGGCUCUUAUGAAUGUUGCAGCAAUAAAUCAGAUAUUUAGAAUAAGAAUUUCAUAUUUGAAAGCUGUACUAAACCAGGAUUUCGCAUAUUACGACUUGCAUCAAACUGGUGACUUUGCUUCGAAAAUGGCUGAGGAUAUGAUAAAGUUAGAGGAAGGUAUAGGUGACAAAGUAUCGUCUCUAGUGUACGACACUGCAGUGGCACUAAGCUGUACACUGAUGGCUUUAAUCAGAGGUUGGAAAUUAGCGUUGCUUUGUCUUUCUACCGCACCGAUUACUUUCGUGCUUGUGGGACUGACUGGCAAGAUAUCAGAUAGCUUAUAUAAGAAGCAGGCACAAGCAAAAGGCAAAGCUAGCGCCAUCGCUGAAGAAGCUCUAAGUUCAAUUAAAACUGUUUACGCAUUCAAUGGACAACAGAAAGAAAUCGAACGUUACAAGAUACCUCUAGCAGAUGCCAGAAGAAUUCACAUACAGAAAGAAUUUUACACCGGUAUGUCAAUGGGGUUUCUGUAUCUGUGUAUCUUCAGCUCUUACGCUUUGGCCUUUUAUUUGGGUAUAUAUCUUGUAAUCAACGAGCCUCAGAGAUACAAUGCUGAUGUUAUGUUUUCUGUAUUUUUUGGAGUGAUGACGGCACUGUCAUAUUUUGGUAUGAUAGGUAAUCUAAUGACCUCAUUGGGAUCGGCUCGAGGCGCUGGUGCUUCCAUAUUUCACGUAUUGCACAAUAUACCGACCAUUAACACUUUACAAGAACGCGGAAUCAAACCGGACUCAAUGGAAGGCAAUAUAGAGUUUAAGAAUGUAUCUUUCGAAUAUCCAUCUCGACCUGGAAUUACUGUUUUGAAUGGUGUGAACAUCAAUAUAUCAAGUGGUCAGUCUGCGGCCCUGGUAGGAAAAUCUGGCUGUGGCAAGUCCACCGUCGUUGCACUCCUAUCAAGAUACUAUGAUGUUGGUGGCGGUAGUGUAAGGAUAGACGGUAAUGAUGUCCGUGAUUUAUCUGUGCGGUGGUUACGCAGUCAGAUCGGACUGGUUAACCAAGAGCCGGUACUCUUUAAUACAAGCAUACGUGAAAAUAUUCGCUACGGCCGCGAAACAUCUUCCGAUGCUGAUAUAAUGAAAGCUGCACAACAGGCUAAUGCACACGACUUCAUCAUGAUGUUUCCAGCUGGUUAUGACACUUUAGUAGGAGAUCGUGGUACAUCACUAUCAGGAGGGCAGAAGCAAAGAAUAGCUAUUGCACGCGCCCUUGUGAGAAAUCCUCGCAUCCUUUUACUAGAUGAAGCCACUAGUGCUCUCGAUACGCUUUCGGAAUCUAAAGUACAAGAUGCGUUACAUGAGGCAGCGAAAGGUCGAACGACUAUAAUAGUAGCACAUCGUUUAUCAACUAUACGAAAGGUUGAUGUUAUUUACAUGAUGAAAGAGGGACAGGUGGUAGAGUUGGGAAAUCACGAAGAAUUGAUGAAUCAAAAGGGCCUUUACCAUAGAAUGUUUAGUACAUCUGAAUUUGUCGAUAUAAACAAACCAGAAAUGCCAAAUGACGUCAAUAACGCUCAUGAGCCAAUCCGAAAACUGACAGAAAUAUCAAAAAAUUCGGUGGAGGUUAUCGAAGAUAUCAAAGAAAAAAAUGAAAAAACGUCUCUAUCUUUUUGGCAAGUGGUAGCGCUUAAUGCGCCUGAGUGGAAGACUGUCGUUUUGGGCAGUUUGUGUUCAAUGAUAGGCGGUUUUGCUAUGCCAUUAUUUAUAGUCGCCUUCGGUGAUUUGUUUGGGUCUAUGGCUAAUCCGGACCCCGAACACUUGAUAAAUAAAGUGAAAAUUAUUUCAUUUGUUUGUAUUUGUAUCGGUUGCGCAGCAGGACUGUCUAAUUUAAUCGAAACAUACUCCUUUGGCAGAGCUGGUGCGUAUCUGACCGAAAGACUACGCUUGUUGAUGUUCACUCACUUGCUGCGCCAAGACGUUGCUUAUUUCGAUGAUCGCGCCAACUCUACGGGAGCGCUCUGCGCCCGUCUCUCUGCUGAAGCUGCAUUUGUCCAAGGCGCCACAGGUCAACGAAUUGGUAUAAUAUUGCAAGGUGUGGGCUCUGUUGGUCUGGCGUUGGUCAUAGCCCUUUGGUUCCAGUGGCGCGUCGCUCUAGUGGCGUUAUCGUUUCUCCCGAUCAUUGUCUUUGUCAUCUGGCAGCAAGGCGUAGCCACUGAUAAGGAAUCCUCAGGAUACGCAAAGAGUCUUGAAAACAGUACUAAGAUCGCUGUGGAGGCGGUGUCGAACAUCCGCACCGUCGCCGGGCUGGGUCGCGAGCGAGCCGUGGCGCGCCAGUGCGGUAGGCGACUGUCCGCCGCACUGGCGCCUGCGCGGCGCGCUGCGCACUGGCGCGGCGUCGUCGGCGGCCUCUCGCGGUCCAUAUUCAAUUUUGUAAACGCUACUGCGCUCACUUACGGCGGUCAGCUAAUCGUAAAUGAUGGAAUUGCAUACCAGAACAUACUAAUUGCUACCCAAGCAUUGCAAAUGGCAUCGUCUCAGGUUCAGAAUGCAUUUGCAUAUGCGCCCGAUUUCCAGAAGGGUACAAAAGCAGCUGCAAGAAUCUUAGAACUCCUAAACACCAAGCCUCUUAUUACAAAUCCUGACGAACCCGUAGAUAAAGCUAGUGGUGAUGCUAGCUUCAGAAGAGUUCAUUUCAAAUAUCCUAACAGGCCAAAUGUUGCUGUUCUACGCGGCUUAGAUUUAGAGAUAAAUCGCUGUAAAACCAUUGCGAUUGUUGGUCAAAGCGGCUGCGGGAAAAGUACAGUAAUUCAACUGUUACAGAGAUAUUACGAUCCCGGCGAUGGUACCGUCAUUUUAGAUGAUGUAUCUCUUAAUAAACUGCGCCUCAGCGAUGUACGUGCUAGUUUCGGAUUAGUAGCCCAAGAACCUGUGCUCUUUGACCGCAGCAUUAGCGAGAACAUCGCCUAUGGUGACAAUUCGAGGGUAGUGUCAGAAGAAGAUGUGAUCGAAGCGGCAAAACAGGCGCACAUUCACAAUUUCAUCGUUUCAUUGCCACGGGGUUAUGAGACUGAAAUAGGUAUGAGAGGUGUACAGUUAUCCGGGGGUCAGAAGCAAAGAGUAGCAAUAGCAAGGGCUCUCGUACGACAUCCCUGCAUACUCCUACUCGAUGAAGCGACAAGUGCUCUUGACAAUGAAAGCCAAAAGUUGGUUCAAGCAGCGCUGGACGAAGCAGCAGUCGAUCGCACUUGUGUGCUUAUUGCACAUCGCCUGACCGCAGUGCGAGACGCCCACGCAAUAUGUGUGCUCCGCGAAGGGCGCGUUGUAGAGUACGGCACGCAUGAACAGCUCAUUCGACUCAGAGGACUAUACUCUAACCUCCUCAUAAAGGGACUCUAA
Nymphalis io (European peacock) is the source of this 3537-nucleotide messenger RNA. RefSeq names its product ATP-dependent translocase ABCB1-like. Gene Ontology annotation, biological process: transmembrane transport. Bases 1 to 3537 code for a protein of 1178 amino acids. Gene Ontology annotation, cellular component: membrane. Gene Ontology annotation, molecular function: ABC-type transporter activity; ATP binding; ATP hydrolysis activity. The record is from RefSeq and is a predicted model, not a curated record. NCBI's taxonomy places the organism in Eukaryota, Metazoa, Arthropoda, Insecta, Lepidoptera, Nymphalidae. The transcript has 22 exons.